CUGAGAGAAGCGGCGGGGCAAGCCGGGGGCUGUAGUGAACAGCGCAGCCGAACGGGGAUUGCCGGCUUGCCGCGAGCAGACGAGGCCCGGGCCCGACGGUCUCCGAGAUGUCACGAUGGCUGUGGCCAUGGUCGAACUGUGUGAAAGAGCGGGUCUGCCGCUACUUGCUGCACCACUACUUGGGUCACUUCUUCCAGGAGCACCUCAGCCUGGACCAGCUCAGCCUCGAUUUGUACAAGGGCAGCGUUGCCCUGCGGGACAUCCACCUGGAGAUCUGGUCUGUGAACGAGGUGCUGGAGUCCAUAGAAUCACCACUGGAGCUGGUGGAAGGCUUCGUGGGCUCCAUUGAGGUGGCCGUGCCCUGGGCUGCGCUGCUCACCGACCACUGCACCGUGCAUGUAUCAGGCCUCCAGCUCAUCCUGCAGCCCCGCCAGGGCCCAGGGCCAGGGCCUGCCGACUCACAGAGCUGGGCCUCAUGCAUGACCACGAGCCUGCAGCUGGCUCAGGAGUGCCUGCGGGACGGGCUGCCCGAGCCCUCUGAGCCACCACAGCCCUUGGAGGGACUGGAGAUGUUUGCCCAGACCAUCGAGACUGUGCUACGAAGGAUCAAGGUGACCUUCCUAGACACUGUCGUGAGGGUGGAGCACUCACCAGAUGGUGGGGAGCGUGGUGUGGCGGUGGAAGUCCACGUGCAGAGGCUAGAGUACUGUGACGAGGCAGUGCGGGACCCAAGCCAGGCCCCUCCAGUGGAUGUGCACCAGCCCCCUGCCUUCCUGCACAAGCUGCUGCAGCUAGCGGGGCUCCGCCUGCACUUCGAGGAACUCCCCACACAGGAACAACCCCCAGAGCCACCCUUGCAGAUUGGCAGCUGCUCAGGGUACAUGGAGCUGAUGGUGAAACUGAAGCAGAAUGAGGCCUUCCCAGGCCCCAAGCUGGAGGUAGCUGGGCAGCUGGGCUCCCUGCACCUGCUCCUGACCCCACGGCAGCUCCAGCAGCUCCAGGAACUGCUCAGCGCCAUGCGCCUGGCAGACCCCCAGGGCCUGGUCGACAAGCUGAACAAGAGCCGCCCACUAGGUGCUGAAGACCUGUGGCUGAUCGAGCAGGACCUGAACCAGCAGCUGCAGGCAGGGGCUGUGGCUGAGCCUCUCAGCCCAGACCCCCUUACCAACCCUCUUGUCAACCUGGACAGUGCCGACCUCUUCUUCUCCAUGGCUGGCCUCACGAGCAGUGUGGCCUCCGCCCUCUCUGAGCUGUCCCUCUCCAACGUGGACCUGGGCUCCUCUGUGCACAGUGACGUGGCCCCCCGCCGGCCGUCUGCCCAGGCCCCCCCAGCCGGCAGGACAGCCCCUACGCCCCUCCCGGACACCCUGCGUCCUGACUCGCUGCUGAAGAUGACCUUGGGGGGCGUGACCCUGACCUUGCUUCAGACUUCUGCCCCACCUCCUGGACCACCUGACCUCACCACCCACUUUUUUACGGAGUUUGAUGCCACCAAGGAGGGGCCCUUCGGUUCCCGAGACUUCCACCAUCUGCGGCCACGCUUCCAGAGGGCCUGCCCCUGCAGCCAUGUCCGGCUAACGGGCGCAGCCGUGCAGCUGUCCUGGGAGCUGCGAACAGGCAGGGGCCGGCGGACCUCCAGCACAGAAGUGCACUUCGGGCAGCUUGAAGUCCUAGAAUGUCUGUGGCCCAGGGGCGCUCCCCAGCCUGAGUACACAGAGAUCCUGAGCUUCCCCAGCAGCCUGGGCUCCCAGGCCUCAGCUCGGCCCUGUGCCCACCUGCGCCACACGCAGACCCUGCGCCGUGUGUCCAAGAGCCGACCCCGUUGCCCAGCUGCCUGCCACUGUCACUCAGAACUGGCCCUGGACCUGGCCGACUUCCAGGCGGAUGUGGAGCUAGGGGCCCUGGACCGGCUUGCUGCCCUGCUGCACCUGGCCACCGUACCCCCCCCUGAACUACCUGCCGGCCUGCUGACAGAGACCCCACCAGCAACUGAGCAGCAGACAGUGGUGCGGCUCUCGGCGCCCCGGGCCACCCUGCAGCUGCGCUUCCCCAUUGCUGACCUGCGGCCUGAGCGGGACCCCUGGGCGGGCCAGGCUGUGCGGGCUGAGCAUCUGCUGCUGGAGCUGAGUGAGCCCCGGUUCCAGUCGCAGCUGAGCAGUGGGCCUGGUCCCCCAGCCCCCACCCGCUUGGAACUUACCUGUUCUGAUCUACAUGGCUCCUACGAAGAUGGAGAGAAGCCACCAGUCGCCUGCCUACGGGUUUCCAAAGCCCUGGAUCCCAAGAGCCCUGGGCACAAAUACUUUCUGCCCCAGGUAGUGGUGACCCUGAACCCCCAGCUCAGCAGCACACAGUGGGAGGUGGCCCCAGAGAAGGGAGAGGAGCUGGAGAUGUCGGCUGAGAGUCCAUGCGAGCUGCAGGAGCCCGAGCCCUCACCCUUCUCCUCCAAGAGGACCAUGUACGAGACAGAGGAGAUGGUGAUUCCUGGAGACCCUGAGGAGAUGAGGGCCUUCCAGGGCCGGGCCCUGGCCCUGUCACGGUGCAGCCUGGAAGUGCUCCUGCCCAGCACGCAUGUCUUUCUGCCCAGCAAGGAGGUCUACGAGAGCCUCUACAACAGGAUCAACAAUGACCUGCUCAUGUGGGAGCCUGCAGACCUGCUGCCCCCCCCCGCCCCCACAGCUCACCCCCCGAGCUUCCAGGGCCACUCAGGCUUCUGGCAGGACAACUUCAAGAUGUGCAAGUCGGCCUUCAAGCUGGGUAGGAGGGGCCCCCUGGCAGGGCCCCCGGCGUAUCCCAGAGCGGGCAGGGUCGGGGUAGCCCUCCCAGGCCUCCUUCCCACUCGGCUUCUUGGUCUCACCCCAGACUCAGACUCGGACGACGAGGAUGCCCACUUCUUCUCAGUAGGGGCAUCGGGCACCCCCCAACCCCGUGCCCCCAAGCCCCCAGGCUCUCAGUCCCAGAGUACCUUCUCUACACUGGUGACAGUGCUGAAGGGUCGGAUCACAGCUCUCUGUGAGACCAAGGAUGAGGGUGGGAAGCGGCUAGAGGCCGUGCAUGGGGAGCUGGUGCUGGACAUAGAGCAAGGCACCAUCUUCAGCGUCUCCCAGUACCGAGGCCAGCCAGGACUUGGCUACUUCUGCCUGGAAGCUGAAAAGGCAGCGCUCUUCCACCGAGCGGUGGUGGAUGACUGCCUACUGCCCAGCCGCCUGGAGCUGCCCAGCUUUGCUCCUCCAGCCCAGCUAUCCCCAACCAUCUACCCAUCGGAGGAAAGAGUGACUGAAUGGGGAGCCUCAGGCCACAAGGGCCAAGGCGGGGGCCCCCACAUGCUGUCCACAGCUGUUCGUAUCCACCUGGACCCCCACAAGAAUGUCAAGGAGUUCCUGGUGACACUGCGGCUGCAGAGAGCCACCUUGCGCCACUACAUGGCCCUGCCAGAACAGAGCUGGCACUCCCAGUUGUUGGAGUUCUUGGAUGUGCUGGAUGACCCGGUGCUGGGCUAUCUGCCCCCUGCCGUCAUUACGGUCCUACACACACACCUGUUCUCCUGUGCCGUGGAUUACAGGCCCCUCUACCUCCCUGUACGUGUCCUCCUCACCGCUGAGACCUUCACCCUCUCCAGCAACAUCAUCAUGGACACCUCCACCUUCCUGCUGAGGUUCAUCCUCGACGACUCGGCCUUAUACCUGUCCGACAAGUGUGAGGUGGAGACCCCAGAUCUGCGGCGAGAUUAUGUCUGCGUCUUGGACGUCGACCUCUUGGAGCUGGUGAUCAAAACCUGGAAGGGGAACACCGCGGGCAAACUGAGCCAGCCGCUGUUCGAGCUGCGCUGCUCCAACAACGUGGUGCAUGUGCACAGCUGUGCCGACUCCUGCGCCCUGCUGGUCAACCUGCUCCAGUACGUAAUGAGUGAAGGUGACCUGCACCCCCCUCCCCGGCCCCCCAGCCCCACGGAGAUCGCCGGCCAGAAGCUGUCCGAGAGCCCUGCCUCCCUGCCCUCGGGUCCCCCUGUGGAGGCAGCGCUCAUCAACCAGCGGGACUUGGCCGACGCCCUCCUGGACACGGAGCGCAGCCUGCGGGAGCUGGCCCAGCCUUCAGGUGGCCCCCCCACUCAGGCCUCUCCAGUGUCGGUCUACCUGUUCCCAGGUGAACGGAGUGGGGCCCAGCCCCUGUCACCUCCUGUGGUAGCCCCCACGGGCAGCCUGGGGUCCCCCUCAGAGGCCAAGGAAGAUGAAAAGGAAGAGGAGGGGGAUGGAGACACUCUGGACAGUGAUGAGUUCUGCAUCCUCGACGCUCCUGGCCUAGGAGUCCCGCCUCGCGAUGGGGAGCCCGUGGUGACGCAGCUGCAUCCGGGCCCCAUCAUCGUGCAGGACGGGCACUUCUCACGGCCGCUGGGCAGCACGGACCUGCUGCGGGCGCCCGCCCACUUCCCAGUGCCCAGCAGCCGUGUGGUGCUGCGUGAGGUCUCCUUCGUCUGGCACCUCUAUGGGGGUCGAGACUUUGGCCCCCACCCUGGCCACAGGGCAAGAGUUGGCCUCAUGGGCCCCAGGGGCUCCCCUUCCCGAUGCUUCGGCCCCAACCGACCCCAGAACUCCUGGCGUACGCAGGGGGGCAGUGGGAGGCAGCACCACGUCCUCAUGGAGAUCCAGCUCAGCAAGGUAAGCUUCCAGCACGAGGUGUACCCAGCAGAGCCAGCCGCGGCCCCCACGGGCGCUGGCCGGGAGCUGGAGGAGCAGCCGCUCUCCCGCCAGGUGUUCAUUGUGCAGGAGCUGGAGGUCCGCGACCGGCUGGCCUCCUCCCAGAUCAACAAGUUCCUGUACCUGCACACGAGUGAGCGGAUGCCGCGGCGCGCCCACGCCAACAUGCUCACCAUCAAAGCGUUGCACGUGGCCCCCACGACCAGCCUGGGCGGACCCGAGUGCUGCCUCCGAGUCUCCCUCAUGCCCCUGCGGCUUAACGUGGACCAGGAUGCCCUGCUCUUCCUCAAGGACUUCUUCACCAGCCUAGUGGCUGGCAUCACCCCCGUGGUCCCGGCGGAGAGCUCCACGGAGGCUCGCCCUGAGACCCGAGCAAACGCCAGCAGCCCCUGGGAAGGGCAGCCUGAUGGUGUAGAGACCACCAGCCCCCAGGAGGCUCCAGGCAGUGGCCACAGCUCCUCUUCGGAGCAGCAGCCCAUCUACUUCAGGGAGUUCCGCUUCACAUCCGAAGUGCCCAUCUGGUUGGACUACCAUGGCAAGCACGUCUCCAUGGACCAGGUGGGCACUUUUGCUGGCCUCCUCAUCGGCCUGGCCCAGCUCAACUGCUCCGAGCUAAAGCUAAAGCGGCUCUGCUGCCGGCAUGGGCUCCUGGGCGUGGACAAGGUGCUGGGCUAUGCUCUCAAUGAGUGGCUGCAGGAUAUCCGCAAGAACCAGCUGCCCGGCCUGCUGGGGGGCGUGGGCCCCAUGCACUCGGUGGUCCAGCUCUUCCAAGGGUUCCGGGACCUACUGUGGCUGCCCAUCGAGCAGUACAGGAAAGAUGGGCGCCUCAUGCGGGGGCUUCAGCGGGGGGCCGCCUCCUUCGGCUCGUCCACGGCCUCUGCUGCCCUAGAACUCAGCAACCGACUGGUGCAGGCCAUCCAGGCCACAGCAGAGACCGUGUAUGAUAUCCUGUCCCCGGCGGCGCCCAUCCCCCGCUCCCUGCAGGACAAGCGCCCCACACGGAGGCGGAAGGGCCAGCAGCCCGCAGACCUCCGGGAAGGUGUGGCCAAGGCCUACGACACGGUUCGAGAGGGCAUCCUGGACACAGCCCAGACCAUCUGCGAUGUGGCGUCUCGGGGCCAUGAGCAGAAGGGGCUGACGGGCGCUGUGGGGGGGGUGAUCCGCCAGCUGCCCCCCACGGUGGUGAAGCCUCUCAUUCUGGCCACAGAGGCCACGUCCAGUUUGCUGGGGGGGAUGCGAAACCAGAUACUCCCCGAUGCCCACAAGGACCACGCUCUCAAGUGGCGCGCAGACGAGGCCCAGGACUGAUCGCCAGGAACCAAAGACGCUGCUGCCCACCACACCCAGCUCACCCCGCUCCUGCUGAGAGCUUUGGCCCACAGGCAGGCAGGCCGGGCCCUCCAGGGAAGUUCAGGAAGGACCCUGCCCGGCCCACCUGCUGCCAGGCUUCAGAGGCAGGGCCUCCCUGCCUGGGGCCUCGGCCCCAUCUCUGCACUUUUCUUCUGGGGAGAAAAGACACUGCCUCCACCACUGCCUGGGCCCACACUGCUGUCUUGUCCCAGGCCAGAGGUUCUUGUACCCAACCCCACUCAGCCAAGUGUCUUUCUGUGUCUGGAGGGAGCUAGUGGGACAGACCCCGUGUGGUUCAGUGUAUUAUUUUUAAGCUCCUUGAGCGUGUGGGUCAGUGUCUGCAUGAAGUGGAAUAAACUGCCCACCGCCA
Molecule: messenger RNA, 6411 nt
Organism: Manis pentadactyla (Chinese pangolin)
Lineage: Eukaryota; Metazoa; Chordata; Mammalia; Pholidota; Manidae
Gene: ATG2A
Product: autophagy related 2A
Exons: 40
Coding region: 108-5999 (1963 amino acids)
Biological process (GO): piecemeal microautophagy of the nucleus; autophagosome assembly; autophagy of mitochondrion
Cellular component (GO): extrinsic component of membrane; phagophore assembly site
Molecular function (GO): phosphatidylinositol-3-phosphate binding
Source: RefSeq, a predicted model, not a curated record